Messenger RNA from Drosophila teissieri, 1754 nucleotides. Its product is annotated as innexin inx5. The coding region runs from base 349 to 1611 and encodes 420 amino acids. Gene Ontology annotation, molecular function: gap junction channel activity. Gene Ontology annotation, biological process: phototransduction. The record is from RefSeq and is a predicted model, not a curated record. Gene Ontology annotation, cellular component: gap junction; plasma membrane. NCBI's taxonomy places the organism in Eukaryota, Metazoa, Arthropoda, Insecta, Diptera, Drosophilidae. The transcript has 2 exons.
CCAAAUAUUAGAGAGAGAUGGGGAAAAAACCAAGUAGGUAAUAAUGACGGCACGGACAAAAAAAUAUGUAAAACCGAGUGACGAUCUGAUCUGUGAACUGGCUACCAUCCUAGGUCGGCAAUUCGAUUGCAUUCAUAGUCGUCUAUCAAAGAUCGAAGUGAGUAAUCCGAGGGGCAGCAUAUAUAGGGCUAAAACCCGAACGAGAACCAGGACAAAGGAGGAUUGGAAUCGGAAUCGGGAUUGGGAACAGAAUCGGGAACAUCUAGAGAUAGCACCGCGGGGCGCAGAGGAGCGGAGCGGUGAGAGUUGGAAGCUGUCCUCGAGGAACUCUUCCCGGAGGCAGAAGAAAUGUAUUCGGCGGUGAAGCCGCUCUCCAAGUAUCUGCAGUUCAAGUCAAUACGCAUCUACGACGCCGUCUUUACCAUCCACUCCAAGUGCACCGUGGUCAUACUGCUCACCUGCUCGCUCCUCCUGUCCGCGCGCCAAUACUUUGGGGAUCCGAUUCAGUGCAUCAGCGAGGAGAAGAACAUCGAGUACAUACAGUCCUACUGCUGGACCAUGGGCACCUACAUCCUCAAGCUGGACAACCUCAGCGAGCAGCCGCUGGCGCUGGUUCAUCCCCAGCACAUGCACGACGCAGCCACAUCCUCCGCCUCCUCCGAUUUUGCCACCACUUCGUCCACGAGCCGCACCAUCAUCCGCAGCAGACCACACUCCAGAUCGAGUCUGCGCAGGAUCGGGGAGUACAACGAGGCGUACGCGCGGGCCAUGUCGAUAGCCGAGGGCGUGGGCCCCGAGAUUCGUGGCCAGACGGAGCGGGAGUACCUGCGCUACUACCAGUGGGUCAUCAUCCUGCUGCUCUUCCAGUCGUUCAUCUUCUACUUCCCCUCGUGCCUGUGGAAGGUGUGGGAGGGCCAGCGGCUGAAGCAACUCUGCUCGGAGGUCGGCGAGGCGCUCCUCUCGGAGAAGACGUACAACACCCGGCUCCGUCUGCUGGUCAAGUACUUCACCACCGACUACGAGGACAUGCACUUCUGCUACAUGGCCAAGUACGUCUUCUGCGAGGUCCUCAAUUUCCUCAUCAGUGUGGUGAACAUAAUGGUGCUGGAGGUGUUCCUGAACGGCUUCUGGUCGAAGUACCUGCACGCCCUGGCCACCAUUCCGUUCUACGACUGGGAUCGCUGGAAUCGCGUGUCCUCGAGCGUCUUUCCCAAGAUCGCCAAGUGCGAGGUGCUCAAGUUUGGGGCGAGCGGCACGGCGAACGUGAUGGACAACCUGUGCAUCCUGCCGCUGAACAUACUGAACGAGAAGAUCUUCGUCUUCCUGUGGGCCUGGUUCCUGCUGAUGGCCCUGAUGUCCGGCCUGAAUCUCCUCUGCCGGCUGGCCAUGAUCUGCAGCGGGUAUCUCCGGGAGCAGAUGAUCCGCAGCCAGUUGCGGUUCAUGACCAAGCGGCAUGUGAAGCGCGCUCUGCGCGACCUCACCAUCGGCGACUGGUUCCUGAUGAUGAAGGUCAGCGUCAACGUGAAUCCCAUGCUCUUCCGGGAUCUAAUGCAGGAACUGUGCGAGCUGCGCACCUCAUCAUCGGGCAGCACCCUGGAGAGCCCCGUCUAGGAUCGAUAGUGAUCCGAAUCAGGGAUAGGAUUAGGAUUAGGAUACCCAGAUCGCCUCGUCCUCCGGCUGCCCACUUUCAAUUGACGUUGCCGUCGUUCGUUGAUUCGCGCCCUUUUGCUUACCUAAAUCUGUAUAUUACAUAU